AAAUCCAUAAUAAAAAGGCAUGGAGCAGCUUCAAGGAUAAGUCUCCCUGCUACUCUUCCUCUUUAACGUACACUUGCCCAGCCACUACUACCCCCCACUCUCUCUCUCUCUCUCAAUCUUGUUAGCAAUUCUCUGGAUCUCUCUCUCUCUAUUCUCUAAGCAGGCUUUCCAAAAAUGGAGACAGCCAGAAACCAUGUAUUAACAGCAAUACUCCCUCUAAUGUCGCUCCUGAUGAUCAUGCCUCUGCCGGAGGCAAUGGCAACUCCAGAAGCACACACCUCGUCCAAGUACCAGAUCGCAUGCACAAUGUGCUCGGCCUGUGACAACCCUUGCAACCCAGUGCCAUCGCCCCCACCACCCUCGCCGCCUCCAGCCUCGCCACCUCCGCCACCGCCAACAACAUCCACCCCCUCCAACUGCCCACCACCGCCAUCCCCACCAAGCUCCGGGGGCGGAGGCGGCGGAGGAGGCUCGUACUACUACUCUCCACCCCCGCCAUCUCAGCCCUCCUACACUUACUCCUCACCGCCGCCACCAAUUAUUGGCGGCGCAGUCUAUCCUCCGCCAAACUACAAGAACUACCCAGGGCCGCCACCCCCUAAUCCCAUUGUGCCAUACUUUCCGUUCUACUAUCACAGCCCCCCUCCUCCAUCUAUCGGCAGCUCGUUGAGGGGUUCUUUGGUUUAUACUGCCGCUACUAUUGGGUUUGCUAUUCUUGUUUGCUUGUUUUGAUGGUAAAGAAAAUAAGAGGAACAAAAGGGUGGAAUAUUGUGGCAGAUUGGCAGAUCUAGGGUCUUGAUCUUUCAUUCUUUACAAGGAAGAAAGAAACUGAGUUGGGAGAGGACAAGGACCAAGGUUGCUGUGCACCGAGACCAGAAAACAAGCAAUCCUGACUCAUUUCAAGUAAUCUCUCUCUCUUUCUCGUUCUCCUUCUCUUUCUGUCUUGCUAUAGAGUGAUCUGUAAUUUGUUUACAAGUUGUACCUUUUUAAUUCCGUUGGAUACAAAUUAUGGAUGAAAAUAAUGGAAUUUUAGCCAUUUUUAUCAGUGAA
Alnus glutinosa is the source of this 1050-nucleotide messenger RNA. RefSeq names its product formin-like protein 20. The transcript has a single exon. Bases 175 to 732 code for a protein of 185 amino acids. The record is from RefSeq and is a predicted model, not a curated record. Lineage: Eukaryota; Viridiplantae; Streptophyta; Magnoliopsida; Fagales; Betulaceae.